UGGUCAUUCUUUCGUUUGUUGUUUUCUUUUCUUUACGUGUGUGGUAUGGCUUAAUUUCAUGCACAUGACACGUGGGUUGUGAAGCUGUUGGUGGUUUGGUGUGCCAUGUCAAGUGGCAUGCAAUACAGAAACUGAAACCAUGGAUGUUUUUCCAUGUAUCACCUUGACCAAGGUUUUGUUUUCCACCAUGUUGCAGAGAUUGAUACAAGAGAAGAAUCUAAGGCAGCUAUGGAGAACAAUGAGCCUCCAAGGCGUCUUGAGGGAAAACAUGCUGCAAUGGCAGUUUGCUGGCUUCUUGGCACUGGGUGCCUUUUCGCGUGGAACAGUAUGCUGACUAUAGAAGAUUACUAUGUUUACUUGUUUCCGAAAUACCACCCGUCUAGGGUGCUUACUCUUGUAUAUCAGCCAUUUGCAGUUGGAACACUAGCAAUACUGGCUUACAAAGAGGACAGAAUCAAUACAAGGAUAAGAAACUUAUUUGGAUAUACUCUUUUCUUCAUAAGCACUUUGUCGAUCUUAAUUUUGGAUUUAGCAACAUCUGGUAAAGGAGGCCUUGGAACUUUUAUUGGUAUAUGCGUAAUUAGUGGUGCAUUUGGAAUAGCAGAUGCUCAUACGCAAGGUGGAAUGGUGGGAGACCUGUCCUACAUGCUUCCAGAAUUCAUUCAGUCUUUCCUUGCUGGCUUGGCAGCAUCAGGUGCACUAACAUCUGCUUUGAGGUUGAUUACAAAAGCAGCCUUUGAAAAUUCUAAGAAUGGUCUUCGCAAAGGAGCCAUUAUGUUCUUUGCCAUAUCAACAUUCUUUGAGCUUCUUUGUGUUCUUCUCUAUGCGUUUGUAUUCCCUAAAUUACCAAUUGUGAAGUACUACCGUUCAAAAGCAGCAUCUGAAGGAUCCAAAACAGUAUCAGCUGACCUUGCUGCAGGUGGCAUCCAGAUCCCAUCUGGAAGAGCCAAUCAAUAUGAAAAAGAAAUAGAUCGCAAAGGAAAUAAGAAACUGUUAUUGGAAAACAUUGAUUAUGCACUUGAUUUGUUCCUAAUAUAUGCGCUUACACUUUCAAUUUUCCCUGGAUUCUUAUCAGAAGAUACUGGAUCACACAGUUUAGGCACCUGGUAUGCACUUGUUUUAAUAGCUAUGUACAAUGUGUGUGAUCUGAUUGGAAGAUACAUUCCACUCUUGAAAUUUCUAAAGUUGGAAUCUCGAAAAAAGCUGACCACAGCAAUUGUUAGUCGCUUGUUAUUUGUGCCGGCGUUUUAUUUUACUGCGAAGUAUGGCACACAGGGCUGGAUGAUAAUGUUGACAUCUUUUUUGGGGUUAUCCAAUGGCUACUUCACUGUUUGUGUUCUCACUUCAGCACCCAAAGGUUACAAGGGACCGGAACAAAAUGCCUUGGGAAAUUUGUUGGUGUUGUUUCUUCUUGGAGGUAUCUUUGCAGGGGUAACACUUGAUUGGUUUUGGUUAAUAGGUAAAGGGUGGUGAGAUCUUAACUAUGCCAAACUAGAGAAACGGCUGAGGCAUUAUUCAAAAUCAGAUAGGUGUUUCUUUACAUGCUUUUAGCAUAUGUUUAGAGUACUUCUGUUGUGUAUAACCUCAUUUGAAAGAGAAAAGAGACCGUUGAACUUGAGACUUCUGAAAUGCAUGAAGAUUGAUUCUAAACA
Glycine soja is the source of this 1652-nucleotide messenger RNA. RefSeq names its product equilibrative nucleotide transporter 3-like. Lineage: Eukaryota; Viridiplantae; Streptophyta; Magnoliopsida; Fabales; Fabaceae. The record is from RefSeq and is a predicted model, not a curated record. Gene Ontology annotation, cellular component: plasma membrane. Gene Ontology annotation, molecular function: nucleoside transmembrane transporter activity. The coding region runs from base 154 to 1473 and encodes 439 amino acids. The transcript is spliced from 9 exons. Gene Ontology annotation, biological process: nucleoside transmembrane transport.